CAAGAUUGAACAAACCCUCGAUUGAGCUCAGCCAGUAUCAUUGCAGCCCACAUAUUUCAUCAAUUUUUAUGUUCCUCCAGUCAUUACUCCCACUGCUAUUUAAAAUUUUAUUACGUCAUUAGAGGACAAGUAAAUUCACAACUCAUGCACCUCGGUGUAGUGCGUUUAUGCCAGUGGGAACUGCAAUAAGUAUAGUGUGUAAUCAAACAUAUUCACGGUGAAACGUCAAAACCACGUAUUCCGGUUUGCGACGUUGCAGAUCUCUUGCCACAUUUUAUUUUUAAAUGGAAAACGACUCAAGGUGGAUACUUAAAAACUUCCGUGAUUUUUCUAUUCCGUGCGGGGCAAAUUCUGAAUAAAUUUCAAGGCAUGGUGUUGAUUUUUUCUUCUUUAAAAAAGUAAGAAGGAGUGGAAAUUUUAAAACACUGCAAAGGGAAUAAGUGGUUUGGGAGUUCCACCGUCGAUAAAUGGCAAACUGGAGGGAUUGCCGCAGAGUAUCGGUAACAAAGAGUUGCAAAAUUAAUAUCUCACCAAAGACGUUUUGACGGGAACAAAAACACCGUGGAGAUCACUCACUUGAGUGCCUUAUCAUGCGUCAAAUGUUAAUUAUUAUUGUAUCUUUAAUUGUUUUCGAAGCCCAGAUAGGACAUGCCACCAGACGAAGUAUUGCGGAAUUAAGAAUCGACACAAAAGAAACCAUCCUUGACCAGCAGCUCGGAGAGACCGCCUUUUCAUGGGACCAGACAUCAGAAGUAACCUUAUCACGGACAAAUGGGACGGACUCAAUGGUUUCAAAAAGCACGAGACCAGUUUCGUCGAGCACGGCGCCGUUUCAAGUUACAAAAUCCAGGAUGAUAGUGUACGGCGAAAGUGCCAAGCUUGGCACAUGGCCCUGGAUAGCGGCUCUUGGAUACACUAAGUGGUUCUCGAAAAAGAUCAGAUGGGGCUGUGGAGGAUCACUUAUUUCCACGCGACACGUUCUAACCGCCGCGCACUGUGCCAGUGUUCCUUUUCCGCAAAGACUUUACGUUGUUCGAUUGGGCGAGUUAAAUUUAGACCCCACAGUGGAAGAUGGAGCAUCGCCGGUAAACUUUUCAAUCGAGAGAAUAAUCGUACAUCCAGGCUUUACCUCCAGUACAUUGGUCAAUGAUAUCGCUGUUUUACGACUGGCACAAGAUGUUACACUCAGUGGUUUGAUCAAACCAGGAAAUUUGCCUUCCAAGCCAGAAUUCGAAGACAACAAGUGGGAUGGAUAUGAUGCCGUUGUGAUUGGAUGGGGCUCUUAUGACUCUCAAGUCCUCAGCCAAAGUAAUGCUCUUCAACAAGUCCAAAUCCCCAUAUGGAGUAUCGAGGAUUGUAGAGCCAUCUACGCUCCACUGGGACCCGCCAUUGAUGAUCGAGUCGUGUGCGCAGGCUCCAAAGAAGGAAAAGGGGCAUGCAAGGGGGACAGUGGUGGCCCACUAAUGAUUCGUUAUGGAGCGAAUUCCGACUACUUCGUGAUUGGAGUUGCCUCCCAAGGCUAUGCAUCCUGCACCCACUCUGGAUACCCCGUAAUUUUCACUCGAGUCUCAGCAUAUCUCGAUUGGAUUGCUGAGGUAGCGAAAUAGUUACCUCGACGCCCAUUUCUACCUCCUUGCAGAUUGUUGUAGACCUGGGCAGUGUAACUGAAGAAUUCGACGCAAAAAUAAAUCUUUAACGAUAGAUAUCUAUACCCUGGUAAAAAUUGGCGAUAGGAGCUGCGUUUCAAAAUACCAUAGGAAUUCUUAUAGCCGGCUAAGGAAGG
Bemisia tabaci is the source of this 1783-nucleotide messenger RNA. The record is from RefSeq and is a predicted model, not a curated record. Lineage: Eukaryota; Metazoa; Arthropoda; Insecta; Hemiptera; Aleyrodidae.